CCUCUUCAGAUUUCUGAUGUUAUCAAUCAUGUCAUCCACCGGAGUUCAAUAUAAGAAGAAAGGAUGGCUAAUUCAGAUGUCUCCGGAGAAGCAGGACACGCUUCUGAAGAUGUUAAUUCUUUCAAUGGCUGCUAUACUAUCUUUUUCGACUCGUCUGUUUUCCGUGUUGCGGUUUGAAAGUGUAAUCCACGAGUUUGAUCCUUACUUCAACUAUCGCACAACCCGCUUCCUGGCGGAAGAAGGAUUUUAUAGCUUUCACAACUGGUUUGAUGACAGGGCCUGGUAUCCCUUGGGUAGGAUCAUUGGGGGAACAAUCUACCCAGGUUUGAUGAUAACUUCCGCUACAAUCUACAGGGUGUUGAGGUUUUUAAACAUCCCUAUUGAUGUCCGAAAUGUUUGUGUGUUUUUGGCUCCUCUCUUCUCAAGUUUGACGACUAUUGUGACGUAUCUUCUAACUAAAGAAUUAAAGGAUGCCGGGUCAGGCCUCGUGGCUGCUGCAAUGAUAUCCAUUGUCCCAGGAUACAUCUCUCGAUCAGUGGCUGGUUCCUACGACAAUGAGGGUAUUGCGAUCUUCUGUAUGUUAUUAACGUAUUACCUUUGGAUCAAAGCUGUAAAGAGUGGAACUAUCUACUGGGGAGCAUUAUGUGCUAUAGCAUAUUUUUACAUGGUGUCAUCUUGGGGAGGGUACGUUUUCUUAAUCAACCUCAUUCCACUUCACGUCAUAGCACUUAUGAUAACUGGCCGAUUUUCACACCGGAUCUACAUCGCUUAUAGUACUGUGUACUGCUUAGGGACCAUGCUUUCAAUGCAGAUUUCUUUUGUGGGAUUUCAACCCGUUCAAUCAAGUGAGCACAUGGCAGCCUUGGGUGUGUUUGGUCUCUGCCAGCUUCACGCAUUUGUCGAUUAUGUCCGAUCCCGCCUGCCUAAGGAACAUUUUGAGGUCCUGUUUAAGACAGUUAUUUUUUUGACUGCAGGACUUUCAGCAUUAGUUGGAGGAGUCUUAACUGUUACAGGGAAAAUUUCUCCAUGGACGGGGCGUUUCUACUCUCUUCUUGACCCUUCAUACGCCAAAAAUAACAUCCCUAUAAUUGCCUCUGUGUCAGAACAUCAACCAACCUCGUGGUCAUCGUUUUAUUUCGAUCUACAACUGCUUGUAUUCAUGUUUCCAGUUGGACUGUACUUUUGCUUCAGCAAGUUGACGGAUGCUAAUAUUUUCAUCAUUUUGUAUGGAGUUACAAGCAUCUACUUUGCUGGUGUGAUGGUCCGUUUGAUGUUGGUCCUUGCUCCUGUUAUGUGUAUUCUUGCUGGAAUUGGAGUGUCAUCAAUGAUGACAACAUACGCAAAGCAGCUUGAUGUUUCACAACAAGACAGAAAAACUAAACGAUUUGAAAGCAACUUCUUUAUGAAAAGUGAGGUAGCCUGGACUUUCCUGACUGUCAUGAUGGCCCUUCUUGUGACAUACACUUUUCACUGCACCUGGGUGACCUCCGAGGCUUACUCGUCCCCUUCCAUCGUUCUCUCUGCACGUAGUCACGACGGUUCCCGCAUCAUCUUCGAUGACUUCAGGGAAGCUUAUUACUGGCUUAGACAGAACACUCCAGAGGAUGCUAAAGUGAUGUCUUGGUGGGAUUAUGGGUAUCAGAUAACGGCAAUGGCAAAUCGCACAAUUCUAGUUGACAACAACACUUGGAACAAUACACACAUUUCCAGGGUCGGCCAGGCAAUGGCUUCUUCAGAAGAAAAAGCAUACGAGAUAAUGCGGGAGUUAGAUGUGGAUUAUGUGCUGGUUAUUUUUGGAGGCCUGACAGGCUACUCUUCUGAUGAUAUCAACAAGUUUUUGUGGAUGGUACGUAUCGGUGGGAGCACUGAUCGCGGACGGCACAUCAAGGAACAAGAUUACUACACCCCUUCAGGCGAGUUCCGUAUCGACAGAGAGGGUUCACCCAUCUUACUCAACUGUUUGAUGUAUAAAAUGUGCUACUAUCGGUUUGGAUCUGUCUACACGGAAGCAGGUAAACCUCCUGGGUACGACAGAGUUCGUAAUGCUGAGAUUGGAAACAAAGACUUUGAGUUGGAUGUUCUUGAAGAAGCUUACACCACCGAACACUGGCUAGUAAGAAUCUAUAAGGUUAAAAAAUUACCUAACCGAGGAGUAUAGGGACUAUCUCUAUAUGAUAUUUUGUAUUCUUUUUUUUUUUCUAAUUCUGAGGGUAUUGAAAGUUUCUAAAGAGUCGAAUAUGUGAUUUUAUAUGCAUUAAAAUUCUGUAUGUUUUUACUAGCUACAUUCAUCUCAGUUAUUCAUACAGUUUUUGUGAGCAAAUUGAAAACCAGUUACUUGCUAUAUUAACCAUUCUUUUUAAAAUUGUAAAUUAGUCACUCUGGUCUGAAAGAAUACUGAUUUCUUAGAAGUAUUGCUAAAGAAAAAAUGACAGUAUGGGUUAAGGUGAUUUUAAGGUUGGAUCUUAAGUGACGCUCAAUUCAGUGGCACGUCUUUCUUUCCGUGCUGACAAACGAAGAAGUAAUACAAACAAUAAAAUGUAUUGUCUCUUGUAACUUGUAAGUCUCUCUUAUCUUUAUUACAACUUUUGGUGGCAAUCUUGGUCAAUCUUGAAGAGUAAUAUGAGUAAACUUUCCAUAAAGCUUACAGAUGACUAAAAUUAAAAACGUUUUAAAGCUUAAAAUCAAACAAAUUUUCUAGUAAGUACGUAGUUAAGUUCUAUCUCUGAAAAGGAGAGAGAGGUUAAGGAAUUAUGGGCUGACUUUGGUCAGUGUAAUGUGUUCCAUAUGGAAGAGUACAUAAAGAUUGAGCUACUGUUAUAGCAAAUUGUUCAACAAUUUAACGAAAAUUUUAAUUGAGUAAAUGAUUUGUAACACAUUUGAUCUCAGAGUGGAAGUGAUGUUCAUUUUUUGUUUUAAAAUACUGUUUCAGUUGUUUUUGGCUGUCAUGAAUUAUAACUUAAAAUACAAAAUUAAACAUUGAAAUGAUGCGAAAUUAAGUACUGCAGAACAGAAAUGAAAAUUGUAAAAUAAAUAAAUAAAGGACAAGAUAAGAGAAAUCUGAGGAUAAAAAGAUUAAAAUUUAAGGCAGCAAAUUUUUUUUUUUAUAAGUUUGAAGACCACAUUUCAACAACCUAUAAAAGAAGAACAAAAUAUAUAUUUUUUUUAUGUUAAGUUGUUUUAAUUAGUAGGAAGUUUUAAAAUAUCUUAAAUCCAUUUAUAUUGCAUCCUGAGUAAAACAUAUAUAAUAUCUCUGUAAUUAUUACACUCUUUUUAUCAUGUCAAGAAAAAAGUUACUUAAGUUUCAACAAUGAAGUAAUGAUUAAGGUUUGAAUCAUCAGAACAUAUUGUUUUUGAUUGAUAAAAAUUUGAACACUAUCCUAAGAGACUUUAAGAGUACAAAAAUAGCCUGAAACAACAUAGUUAUAAUUGUUUGGUAUCAUUAUUUUGUGUUAAUGCUUUUCAUAAUUUGUGUACAAUUUAAAUGAUGUCUCCCCCUCUGUCUGGGGAUCAUUUGUUAGGCAGGUUUAGCUAGUGACCAAUGGACUGUUUCCUACAAAAUGUAUUUUCGAACAACAGUUUUGUUAUAGAAAGCAGCGAUAAUAGUUCAAACAUUAUUAACACUUAUCAGAAGAAGUAAUUAUAUUGUUUAAAACUCGUUCUGUAACUAGUUUAAUCACUCAAUUUUCUCUCUCGACAAAGCUGCUUCUAGAAUUUUAAAACUUUAUAAUUACUGUUAUAUUAGUUUUUUAUUAAAAUGUACCACAUCUCAAUUACAAAAGAAAAAUCGGUUAAAACCUUGUUUCCUGUUUUCAUUGGUAAUCACACUCCUGAUACUCAAACCUAAACCAUAUUUGUACAACCAAGCACUAAGAGUAAUAAAAAUAGUAAUACAA
This is a messenger RNA of Limulus polyphemus (Atlantic horseshoe crab), 3893 nucleotides long. It is a transcript of the gene Stt3A, whose product is annotated as dolichyl-diphosphooligosaccharide--protein glycosyltransferase subunit STT3A-like. The transcript is spliced from 15 exons. NCBI's taxonomy places the organism in Eukaryota, Metazoa, Arthropoda, Merostomata, Xiphosura, Limulidae. Gene Ontology annotation, biological process: post-translational protein modification. Bases 17 to 2158 code for a protein of 713 amino acids. The record is from RefSeq and is a predicted model, not a curated record. Gene Ontology annotation, molecular function: dolichyl-diphosphooligosaccharide-protein glycotransferase activity. Gene Ontology annotation, cellular component: membrane.